This is a messenger RNA of Saxophila tyrrhenica, 429 nucleotides long. RefSeq lists its product as uncharacterized. NCBI's taxonomy places the organism in Eukaryota, Fungi, Ascomycota, Dothideomycetes, Mycosphaerellales, Extremaceae. The transcript is spliced from 3 exons. The record is from RefSeq and is a predicted model, not a curated record. The coding region runs from base 1 to 429 and encodes 142 amino acids.
AUGUCGAGAAGAGCCAUCCAGGUCGGUGGAGGUGCCCUCGCCGCCGGCGUGGGCUACUACUUCUACAAAGCAGGCGGCGACCCUCAAGCCGCGCAGAAGCGGAUGGAAGCCGACGCGACCAAAGCCUCCAACGAAGUGAAGUCCCACCUGCCCGGCAGCCCCAAGGAAGCCAAAAAGGACACCGAAGUAGUCGGCGCCGACGUCUCUGCCAAAGCGAACCAGAUGGCCAAGGAUGCGCGUAAAGAGGUCGACAAGGUCGACGGCCGCCUCGACCAGUACCGCGCGAACGCCGAGGUACAGAUGGAUCAGGCGGCGAAGAAGACGGGGAAUGAGUUGAAUAAGGCGGUGGAUAAGUUUGACAAGGGGGUUACUGAGGGCGCGGACAAGGCGAAGUCGGGCAUUUCAAGCUGGUUUGGUGGAAGCAAGUAG